Molecule: messenger RNA, 552 nt
Organism: Miscanthus lutarioriparius
Lineage: Eukaryota; Viridiplantae; Streptophyta; Magnoliopsida; Poales; Poaceae
Source: the annotation of a GenBank genome assembly
AUGGACUGCUCCAAGGGAAGCGCGGGCGCGGUGGCCGGCCUCCCUGAAGACCCCCUGGUGGAGAUCCUGUCCCGCGUUCCUGCCAAGUCCGUCUGCCGUUUCAGGUGUGUGUCCAAGGCCUCGCGCGACCUCAUCGACAGCCCUCUCAACCGCAGGAAGCUCCCCCAAACCUUGGAAGGGUUCUUCGUCGUAGACGAGCCGAUGCGCAGCGUCUACGGUGACGUCGGACGUUUUGAUUUCAUCAACUUUCUGGCGAGACCCGUGCCUCUCGACAUCGAUCGUUGCUUCUCCUUCCUGACGAAGCUACCCGAGAUUGAGGCCCUCGUCUACGGAGAUUCCUGCAAUGGGCUCCUCCUCUUGGAACACUCCUGGAAGCGGCAACCGGUUGACACACUCGGCGGGUAUAUCGUGUGCAACCCAGCAACAAAGCAUUGGGGGACCGUCCCCCCCUGUGGCUACUGUCAGCCUAAUUCAUCUUGGAACACCUUUUUGGCUUGGAUCAACAGGGACUAUUGGAAGGAUGGCACCAUCAGGGCGGACCAAAUCAGGUGA